Molecule: messenger RNA, 1826 nt
Organism: Aspergillus ruber CBS 135680
Lineage: Eukaryota; Fungi; Ascomycota; Eurotiomycetes; Eurotiales; Aspergillaceae
Product: putative MFS transporter
Exons: 7
Coding region: 34-1584 (516 amino acids)
Biological process (GO): transmembrane transport
Molecular function (GO): transmembrane transporter activity
Source: RefSeq, a predicted model, not a curated record
GCUCGCCAUUCUUGAAAACACGAAGUGUCAGCCAUGAAAUACCAGGCACCGAAUGAGAAAGCGGAUAUAUCGCUGGGUCAGGAUGGAGACCCUGUCCAUCCCCGGCCUACGUUGGACACUCUGGAUCCAUUGAAUUGGUCUCGGCUCCAAAAGGGCACCAUUCUCGGCAUCGUGAUGCUCAAAUAUUUCCUUUUUACCUACAUAACCACCACUACCGUUCCUUCGUUCCCCGAAAUCCAGUCUGCGUUUGCCAUAAACUAUGCCCAAGUUAAUUGGACUGUCGCUAUUCCAGCACUGGGGCUAUCGGUAGGGCCGUUGUUCUGGUCUUCUCUCAGCGAGAUAUACGGCCGUCGAACUAUCUUCAUCGUCGGCACAACUAUUGCAUUAGUCUCAACGAUUGGGGCGGCAGUAGCUGAUCGGUAUGACGGGUAUAUGACUGCUCGUUUUUUUCAGGGAUUUGGUGCGAGUCCAGCGUCGACGGUUGGUAUGGCAGUGGUGAAUGAUUUGUUCUUCAAUUACGAACGCGGGCAGAAACUCGGGUUAUGGGUACUUGCCAUUGAUUCGGGCCUUCUGCUUGGUCCAGCCUUUGGUGGCUUCUUCAAUCUUCUUAGUGCUGCAUGGAUUAACUGGUUUAAUGCCAUUCUUUUCGCCACCCUACUACUCCUCGAGCUCUUGUUCAUGCCUGAGACCUUGUAUCCACGUAAUCGAAUGCUGCAGUCGACAUCAGGGUCGUCAACAGAAACAGGCAUAACAGCAGCAGCAGCAGCAGACCCGGAGAAAGCACCCUAUCCAACCGUAUCCUCAUUUAAAUCUGAGAUUCCCAGGACCAAGGGCCUGCUCUUCCUCAAUUUUCACCCCUUACCAGGAAUGCGCCAUCCCAAGCCCUGGGACUCGGUUGUCCGAUUCUUGCUCACAUUCCGAUUCCCUGUCGUCGUCAUCGCAGUUCUUGGGUACUCAUUUCUCUGGUAUUGGUGGGUUUUAUCCGUCAUCACGAUGGUACCUGCCGCAUACGCAUCGUAUACCCCAUUGGUCCAGGGAUUGCUGUUCCUGGGGUUGUUUGUCGGGACGCUGGUAUCUGAGAUCUGCUGCUCAGGGAGAUUGAGCGAUUGGCUUGUUGGUUUGUUGGCGAGAAGAAAUGGGAACGCUCGAGUGGCUGAGAUGAGGCUUUGGCUGGCGUAUCCUGCUAUUUUAGUCACGGCUGUCGGUUUGAUUGUUUGGGGCAUUAGUAUCGACAAGGACUACCACUGGAUGGUUGGUCAGGUGGCUUUCUUUCUCUUUGCCGCAGGAAUUCAGGUCGGAAACACAGUGACGAGCAGCUACAUCGUCGACAGCUAUCCUCUUCAGUCCACCAGCGUUGUCACCUUUUACGCUGUGUUUCUCAAUCUCAGUGCCUUUAUCAAUCCGUUCUUCAUUUCCUCUUGGCAAGCUUCAUCCGGCUGGACCUGGACAUUUACCGCGCAAGCACUCAUCGUCGCUGGGGGGGGAACAUUGGUCUUUGCCCUACUGCAGAGGUUCGGAGCGUUGAUGCGGGCAUCAGCGCCGUUGCCGUCGUGGGUCAAUCCGGAAUUUGAUUCGAGUAUGUAACUGUGCUUUGAGAACUAGAGAGAUAAUAAGCCAUGCUUGCCAUCAGAUUGAAUAUCUUGGUAUAUCAACAAAUUGGAUGCUUUCACAAAGAACAAGAUAUACAUUGGUCUACCAGACCUUUAACGCCGUUCACGAUGCGACAAGUCAAAGAAUGGACAAGAAUCGAACAGCUUAUUGCAAAACGCCUCAAUCCACCAUGCCACGCCUACCAAACGCCUUGCUAAAAAGAACAGCAACAAAAA